AUGUACAGCCUUUGUGCAAGAUAUUCGGUCAUCGCGGGUACACCAGAAAAACUGCUUGAAUAUUUGCUGGAAACCAGAAUCGAUUGCGAGAAGGAAGAAACGAAUUCGGACACGUUCAUGGAGGACUUUCUGUUGACUCAUUCCAUCUUUAUGCCAACCAAUGUACUGUGCAACGCCCUCAGUGUCUAUUACAGGCAGGGAUGUUCGACUGUUAGUGGUGAUUGGACUCUGGAAGAACCGUACGCGUCGACUGCAGAGCAAAUGGUCGCCUUCCGGAGACGAGUCAUUCUUUUCCUGCAGCAGUGGGUCAUCGUGUCGGGACAAAUGUUUUUCGAAGACCCCGUUGGACCUGCCUUUAUCGAGGUACAUUGCCAAAGAGUUUACUUGAAUACUGCGCUGCCCGCUUUCGUUUCUGGGUCUGUGUUAGUUUGAGU
Molecule: messenger RNA, 434 nt
Organism: Soboliphyme baturini
Lineage: Eukaryota; Metazoa; Nematoda; Enoplea; Dioctophymatida; Soboliphymatidae
Source: the annotation of a GenBank genome assembly